Molecule: messenger RNA, 1230 nt
Organism: Asparagus officinalis (garden asparagus)
Lineage: Eukaryota; Viridiplantae; Streptophyta; Magnoliopsida; Asparagales; Asparagaceae
Exons: 4
Coding region: 1-1230 (409 amino acids)
Molecular function (GO): zinc ion binding
Source: RefSeq, a predicted model, not a curated record
AUGUCCAUAAAGAAUUUCGAGUCUACCCACACUUGCGGUCAACAUGGAUCAAAUGCUGGCAACUCAAGGGCAUCAAGGAAGUUCAUUACUAGCCAAAUACAAGCUGUUUUGAAGGUUAGGCCAGAUCUUCGUGCGGUUGAUAUCAAGAAUGACAUGCUCUCUAUUUUUGGCAUCAAGAUUAACUAUAGUAAAGCGUGGUGGAGCAAGGAGACAGCUCAACAGGACCUGUUCAGUGACUAUGAUGAGGCUUACAAUUCACUGAGAUGGUAUGAAUCCAUGGUGCAUGCAACUAAUCCAGGGAGUCGUGUUGUUAUUGAUGCUGAUGACGGGAGGUUCAAGCGAUUGUUCAUUAGUUAUAAUGCCUGUAUUGAAGGGUUCAUUGCUGGGUAUAGGCCUCUAUUGUUUUUGGAUGGAAUAUUUAUUAAAGAUCGUUACAGAGGCAUACUACUUAGUGCUACUAGGUAUGACGGCAACCAGGGAAUAUUUCCCCUUGCUUAUUGCGUAUGCGACCAAGAGAAUGAGGUUAAUUGGAAAUGGUUCUUACAAGGAUUAUGGACGUUACUGUAUGAUAGGGAAAAUUAUUACCAACCUCCACAUCGACUGGUAAUGAUUUUCGAUGCCGACAAGGGUAUUAGGGCAGCAGUCGAGAAAUUCUUUCCAGAUGCAUUCCAUUUAAGGUGUGUUCUGUAUCUAGUCGAGAAUUUCAAAAAGAAGAUGAAGGAUUUUGGGCAUAAGGAUAAUGACAUGAAAGAAUUAGCAGCGAUCGAUCACAGGGCUUACGUCACUGUAAUGGAAUACUCCCCGGAGAGAUGGGCAAAUGUACAUUUUCCUGGUAUAAGUGUUUUGUUGUUAAUGUAUGGCCAUGUUACUUCAAAUGUUGCUGAGUCUUUUAACAGCUGGAUAAGAAAGGCACAAUUGUUGCGAAUCUUACCUUUGGUUGAGACCAUACGGAAGCAAAUAAUGGAGCGCAUGCAUGAAAGGAGGUUAGUGGGUCAGAAAUGGUCUGGAUACUUAUGCCUGGAAGCGGAGAUGGUGCUGUGUGAUAAUAUUCAGCAUGGUAGCUGCUUGGCAAUUAAACAUUCGACGGAAGAUAUUAUGGAGGUCGAGUCUAAUAAAACUUGCCGUGUAGAUUUGAAGAAUCGGACUUGUUCUUGCAGGUCCAGGGACAUCACCCGCAUUCUUUGCAAACAUGCGUGCGCUGUAAUUACAUUGAUGGGACGAGAAAUUUAA